Molecule: messenger RNA, 2578 nt
Organism: Phacochoerus africanus (Common warthog)
Lineage: Eukaryota; Metazoa; Chordata; Mammalia; Artiodactyla; Suidae
Gene: ARHGEF25
Product: Rho guanine nucleotide exchange factor 25
Exons: 15
Coding region: 491-2233 (580 amino acids)
Biological process (GO): axon guidance
Cellular component (GO): plasma membrane; cytoplasm
Molecular function (GO): guanyl-nucleotide exchange factor activity
Source: RefSeq, a predicted model, not a curated record
UCCCCGCGGCGGCCGGGCGGCGGGGCCUGUUAUUCGGCUCGCAGCUCUGCCCGGACCCGCGCAGCGCCAGUGACUCGGGGAGUCGGCCCCCACCUACUCCCCUGCCCGGGCCUAGAACCACCCCCAACUUGAGAGGCCGGAGACGGAGCUGGAGCGGCUGCCGCAUCCCGGCCCAGCCUCCUCCACCAUCCCUCCCCUCCCCGCUGGACAUCUGGACCCCAGGCCCCGCACCGACUGGGUUCCGGAAACCCUCCCCGCCCAGCUCGGCGGCCUGGCCCCGCGCUGCCCUCUCUGCAGAGCCCCCAGCUCUCCUCCAGACCAGACUUCCGUCUACCGCUGGACCCCCCCUCCCCGGUCCCUCCCUCCCCCCCUCCCCCAGCCUGGAGCCGGGUAGGAGGGAGGGGGGGUGUGCGCCCUGCGCCAUCCCCGCCCCCCUUGAUUCCCCCUGCAUGGCCGGCCCGGGUGGAGGGUGCGGGGGGGCCUGGGCGCCAUGCGGGGGGGGCAAAAGGGGGGUCGCUGUGCCUGUCCCCAUGUGAUCCGAAAAGUGCUGGCAAAAUGCGGCUGCUGCUUCGCCCGGGGGGGACGUGAAUCCUAUUCCAUUGCUGGCAGUGAGGGGAGUAUCUCGGCUUCAGCUGCUUCGGGUCUGGCUGCCCCCUCUGGCCCCAGCUCUGGCCUCAGCUCUGGCCCCUGUUCCCCGGGCCCCCCAGGGCCAGCCAGUGGCCUAAGAAGAUGGUUGGAUCAUUCCAAACACUGUCUCAGUGUGGAAACUGAGGGAGAUGGUGGCCGGGCUGGACCAUACGAGAACUGGAUGCUGGAACCAGCUCCAGCUACAGGAGAGGAGCUGCCAGAACUGACCCUGCUGACCACCUUGUUGGGGGGGCCUCAGGAUAAGACGCAGCCACCUGAAGAGGAGACUUUAUCCCAAGCUUCUGAGAGUGAGGAGGAACAGAAGAAGGCGGCUCUGGAAAGGAGUAUGUAUGUCCUGAGUGAACUGGUAGAGACAGAGAAAAUGUAUGUGGACGACUUGGGCCAGAUUGUGGAGGGUUAUAUGGCCACCAUGGCUGCUCAGGGGGUCCCUGAGAAUCUCCGAGGCCGCGACAGGAUCGUGUUUGGGAACAUCCAGCAAAUCUACGAGUGGCAUCGAGACUAUUUCCUGCAGGAGUUACAGCGGUGUUUGAAGGAUCCUGAUUGGCUGGCUCAGCUAUUCAUCAAACAUGAGCGCCGACUGCAUAUGUAUGUGGUUUACUGUCAGAAUAAACCCAAGUCCGAGCAUGUGGUGUCGGAAUUUGGGGACAGCUACUUUGAGGAGCUCCGGCAGCAGUUGGGGCACCGCCUGCAGCUCAAUGACCUCCUCAUCAAACCAGUGCAGAGGAUCAUGAAAUACCAGCUGCUGCUCAAGGAUUUUCUCAAGUAUUAUAGUAGAGCUGGGAUGGAUACCGAAGAGCUGGAGCAAGCUGUGGAGGUCAUGUGCUUUGUACCCAAGCGCUGCAAUGACAUGAUGACCCUGGGGAGACUUCGGGGCUUUGAGGGCAAACUCACUGCCCAGGGGAAGCUCUUGGGCCAGGACACAUUCUGGGUCACGGAACCUGAGGCGGGGGGGCUGCUCUCUUCCCGGGGUCGAGAGAGGCGCGUCUUCCUCUUUGAGCAAAUUGUCAUCUUCAGCGAGGCCCUGGGAGGAGGAGUGCGAGGUGGAACGCAGUCUGGAUAUGUGUACAAGAGCAGCAUCAAGGUGAGCUGCCUGGGACUGGAGGGGAACCUCCAAGGUGACCCUUGCCGAUUUGCACUGACCUCCAGAGGGCCAGAGGGUGGGGUCCAGCGCUAUGUCCUGCAGACUGUGGACCCUGCCGUCAGUCAGGCCUGGAUCAAGCAAGUGGCUCAGAUCCUGGAAAGCCAGAGGGAUUUUCUCAACGCACUGCAGUCACCCAUUGAGUACCAGAGACGGGAGAGCCAGACCAACAGCCUGGGGCGGCCAGGAGGGCCUAGGGUGGGGAGCCCUGGGAGAAUUCGGCCUGGAGACCGGGCCCAGGUCAGCACACACACACCCAUCAAUGGCUCUCUCCCCUCCCUGCUGCUGUUGCCCGAAGGGGAGGUGGCCAGAGCCCCCCCGCCCCUGGACACACAGGCCCUCAGUGACAUCCCCCAAGCGCCUCAUGACUCUCCUCCAGUUCCACCAAUUCCAAACACCCCUCCCUGCCAAGCCAGACUCGCCAAGCUGGAUGAAGAUGAGCUGUAACUGGUGAAGGCCAUGGGGGGUGGUGCUGACUCAGCCACUCUGUUCCCCCAGGAACUUCAGGGCAAUCCUUCUGGCAUGGUCCCAGAAUUCCUCCCUCUUGGUGUGUCUGGAGGGUGGGCAAAGCUGGGAGCGGUGUCAACCUGGAGGAGGGCACCUUGACUCAAAAGGACUUCUUUCUGCCCAAGGAACACAGUUCCUUUGGUUCCCACCCUUAUGCAUGCAUCACAGGUCCCCCCAAAAGGAGGAUAUGUGGGUGGGCGGGAGGGCUAGGGCCAGAUAGAAAGUAUUGGUUUUGUUUUUGAUUUUGUUUUUUUUCUGUUUUCUGAGAAUAAAGGUUUUGUUAUA